AUGAAGGGCUUCUCCAUAAGAUCCCCGGAGGAUUGGGAGCAAAAUGAUAGGAAUGGUGGAUGCGUUAGAAAUACUCCUUUAAAUUGUGGCGCUAACAGGAGUACUGCAGGAAUGACUGAUAAAUUCUACUCCUUGUCCAAUGUGAAAUUGCCUCAGAAUGCUGACAACAUAGGCUCUACUACCAGUGCUAGAGAAUGUGCAGAAGUUUGCCUGAGAAAUUGCUCUUGCACUGCAUAUUCUUGCACCAACAGUCGAUGCUCUAUUUGGCAUGAGGAACUCCUCAAUGUAAAACAACAGCAUGCUGACACUACCGACACAAAUGAUGGUGCAGUUCUUUAUCUUCGCCUUGCUGCAAAAGAGAUACAAACUCAGAAACCUGGCAGAAGAGUGACCACUCAGAUUUUGGCAGUUACCAUUGUCGCUGCCCUAGGGUUACUGGUACUCAUAGUGCUAGUUCUUAUAUUGAUGAUUCGGAAGAACAAUAGGAGUUGGUCUGGUGGUACACUGAUAAAUCCUCAAGACGGUGGAAUUAUUGCAUUUAGAUACACUGAUUUGCUGUGGGCAACAAGAAAUUUCUCGGAGGAGCUAGGUGCCGGCGGCUUUGGUUCUGUGUUCAAGGCAUAUCUGACUGACUCGGUUACAAUGGCAGUGAAAAGGCUUGAUGGUGCUUGCCAAGGAGAAAAACAAUUCAGGGCCGAGGUGACUUCAGUGAGGGUUAUACAACAUAUCAAUUUAGUUAGACUGAUCGGUUUCUGCUGCGAGGGUGAACGAAGGUUGCUUGCAUAUGAGUACAUGCCAAAUUGCUCUCUUGACAUCCAUCUAUUUCAGAACAACAGCACGGUUUUAAACUGGGGUACCAGGUUUAAAAUAGCUCUGGGAGUUGCUAGGGGGCUGGCUUACCUGCAUGAGAGCUGCCAAGACUUGAUCAUACACUGUGAUAUCAAACCACAAAAUAUACUCCUCGAUGAGUCGUUCAUUGCUAAAAUUGCUGACUUUGGUAUGGCCAAGUUAAUAGGGAGGGACUUUAGCUGGGUUCUGACUACAACAAGAGGAACCGUAGGAUACCUUGCACCUGAAUGGAUAAGCGGGGUUGCUAUCACAACAAAAGUUGAUGUUUAUGGCUAUGGGAUGGUGCUAAUGGAAAUCAUAUCAGGAAGACCGAAUUCGCUUGAACUAUACACUGCAGGUGGUGAUUGUGAUGUUUUCUUCCCUGUGCAUGCUGCACAUAUGCUUCUCGAGGGAGAUGUGGCAAGCUUGGUGGAUGAAAAAUUAUCUGGUGAUGUGAAUCUAGAGGAGGCUAAACGGCUAUGCAAGGUUGCUUGUUGGUGCAUUCAGGAUGAUGAGUUUGAUCGGCCGAUAAUGGGAGAAGUUGUUCGUGAAAGUCCUGAAUGCCUCCUCCUGAUGGAUCCCCCUGGCGGCGCUCCUGGCGACGCUCGUGGCGACGCGCCCCCGCCCGCGCUAUGA
This is a messenger RNA of Triticum turgidum subsp. durum (durum wheat), 1464 nucleotides long. The record is from the annotation of a GenBank genome assembly. Lineage: Eukaryota; Viridiplantae; Streptophyta; Magnoliopsida; Poales; Poaceae.